GUUUAGUACGGAAGUGUGCGGUCUCCGUUGUGGCUUUGUUCUAUGUUGUGGAGAAGCUAGCAUAUCUACCACAGACACGCUGAGGAGCUAGUGGGUUGCGUCAGAAGGACAUAAGCUUUUGUGGGUUCAAGCUUUUGUUACAGUUUUGGUACAAUGUCUGUUCCUCCUUCCUACUCCGACCUGGGAAAAGCGGCGAAGGAUAUCUUUAGCAAAGGAUAUGGCUUUGGAAUAGUUAAGUUGGACCUCAAGACCAAGUCGCAGAAUGGAGUCGAAUUCAACACAUCUGGCUCUACUAAUAUUGACACUGGCAAGGCUGGUGGGAGUUUGGAGACGAAGUACAAGCUGAAGGAGCUGGGCCUGGGUCUCAAUCAGAAAUGGAACACGGACAACACUCUCGCUACUGAACUUUCUGUGGAGGACCAGCUGGCAAAGGGCUUGAAGGUGGCUCUUGAUACGUCCUUUGUUCCAAACACAGGCAAGAAGAGUGGCAAGCUGAAGACUGGUUACAAGCGAGACUACAUCAACCUGUCGUGCGAUGUUGACUUUGAGGGCCCGGUCGUGCAUUCCUCGGCUGUUUUGGGCUACGCAGGCUGGUUGGCUGGUUACCAAAUGGCAUUUGACACAGCUAAGUCCAAGCUGGUGCAGAACAACUUUGCUCUUGGCUACAAGGCUGGCGAUUUCCAGCUUCACACCAAUGUAAAUGAUGGAAGCGAGUUCGGAGGCUCUGUCUACCAGAAGGUGAACAAUCAGCUGGAGACUGCGGUCACUCUGGCCUGGACUGCUGGCAGCAACAACACACGCUUUGGCAUCGCUGCCAAGUACCAGCUGGACAGUGAUGCUUCUUUGUCUGCCAAGGUGAACAAUGCCAGUCUGAUUGGAUUUGGUUACACUCAGAGUCUGCGGCCAGGUGUGAAGGUGACACUCUCUGCACUCAUCGAUGGCAAGAAUUUCAACACUGGAGGUCAUAAAGUUGGACUGGGCUUUGAACUCGAAGCAUAAAUGCCCACUCCAGUGGUAUUUAUCCUCCACCCUCCAUUGUUGUUUGUACUCAAGCAACCCCAUCAUGUCACUUGAUCGAAAAACGAAGACGUGAUAAUCGGUGCUGUUUUGAGUGAUGCAGUCAACACUUGAACGCUAAACGCUUCCAUCCUCUACAUAGAUGGUCCACCAAUGAUAGGAAUGUUCUUAAGUCUGAAAAUUUAAAAUAUUCUGUUACAAAUAAUUAUCUGUUAUUAAAAAAACACUGCACUACAACCUGUUUUCAUGGCGUUUAAUGGCAGUUGAAGUUGGUUUUUUCCAGUUUGAGUACUGCAUAAUGCAUAAUGUAAUAUAAGUGAAGCAUUAGCCGCUUUCUUCUGGGGGAUUUCGGUAUGAAAAGUAGGCAUGCUAAUAGGUUGCAGUGUCUUAGUUGGUACACAGACUUUUAAAUGGGAGUAGUGAGAGAACAUGUAGAUAAAUUCCUUCAUCUGCAUCCUGCAAUAAACUUGAACUGAAAACUGGUGUUAAGGGAGCAAUAAAUGUUAUUUACUUUGAGUUGAA
Messenger RNA from Pangasianodon hypophthalmus (striped catfish), 1539 nucleotides. Its product is annotated as Voltage-dependent anion-selective channel protein 2-like. Gene Ontology annotation, biological process: monoatomic anion transmembrane transport. The transcript is spliced from 9 exons. Gene Ontology annotation, molecular function: voltage-gated monoatomic anion channel activity. Lineage: Eukaryota; Metazoa; Chordata; Actinopteri; Siluriformes; Pangasiidae. Bases 154 to 999 code for a protein of 281 amino acids. Gene Ontology annotation, cellular component: mitochondrial outer membrane. The record is from RefSeq and is a predicted model, not a curated record.